Molecule: messenger RNA, 3161 nt
Organism: Cherax quadricarinatus
Lineage: Eukaryota; Metazoa; Arthropoda; Malacostraca; Decapoda; Parastacidae
Source: RefSeq, a predicted model, not a curated record
CGGGUGGAAGCCGUCACCAGCCCUUACAAACCCAACAACACGAAGAGCUUCAACAUUAUUUUCAAAUACAAUAACAUAAUAAUUCCUACUGAGUAUGACUAUGAAAGCCGUUUCGUUGAUGGGACGAAGUAUUAAGUACACAUGGAUGACCCUGACAGUCAUGUCCGAGACUCCCAUUCUCGAAUUGUGAUGGAAGCCACUCCAGAUAGUUCUUCUGGCCAUUGUUCCAAAAGCUCAUCCUCUGGCAAAUAACCAUGCUGUUUGAGUUCUUGCUUCUCCAUUCUUCCGUCGUACUACUUGCCUUAUUUACCAAGAGGACGCUUACUAUAAAGGAGAUAUUACCAAGGACGCUGGCAAACUCCCUACUGUGACCUAUUGUCGUACGGGGGGGGAGUGUUAUAUCUUCGAAAUUGGUCAUCCUGUGUUAUUUAAAUAUUGGUUUGGAUUGUGUGACAGCUUCAAUUGGUGUAUCUCAAACAUAUAACCUCAGUGUGGAGGCGAGCUACAGGACAUUGUGGAAACUUUGUAAUUAUAUUAUGAAUCAGAAUAUUAUAGUAGUGGUGGGGGAGGUCGAAUCCGACUCUGAGACAAUACUGGAAACAUCAGAAUCUGGAACUCUUGUUUUUAAAAAUGUAUCAUGUCAGGUGAAUUUUGAAUGCACCAGCAAGGCAUCAAUACCAAUAAUAUUUAGUACCAUCUUUUCUUCAGUUAAUGAAUCUUGUACGCAGACUGACAUCCCUACUAAAAGUAAUGUUAGUGUAUCUGUUGAUGUAAAUGACUUUAUCCCUCCUUUGCCUCUUAAUAAUGUCACUAAAAUCAAGACAGAAAAGUUACCCAAGAUAACAGAGACAGAAAAGGAGUCUCUCCUUGAGCAGACCAUUGAAGAUGUGAUCCUUGGCGUUAACCCAGAUGAAGAGAACUGCAGCACUGAUCAGCCCAGGAAGCCCGAACGCACUGAGAGACUGUGCAGUGAAGCUGUUCUCUUCCCAUUCUCAAGAGAGGAUGUGAAGAAUCCUGAAGAUAGUGAAUUCAGCUCUGAUAAUGAUGUUGCUUUCUGGGAGAAGAUGAAAAUGAAAUCUAGGAAAAGGAAGAAAUAUAAAAUAAAAGCUGGUGGUUCUGAAAAAAGAAAAUAUUUGAAAUAUCCAGCAGGCUUUAGUAAUUAUGGCACUAAGAUGCCACUUGAAGAGAACAGUUCAAUCCUAGGUAAGAUAACAGUCACUCUUCCACAGCCAGAACCAACACAAGAAAGUAAAACCAUUGAAAAAGAAACAGAUUCUGUAAAAAAUGAGGUUGAUAUAAAAAAUGAUGACUGGGUGACAGAUGAUGAAGUGGAUGCUGAAGAAGAAGUGGAUAUAGAUUUAGCUUUCAAACUUGAGUGGAAGAAGAAGCGUCAUCCGUAUAAUACAAAGGAAAAGAAUUUUGUGUGUGAGGUAUGUGGUAAGCUGUAUUCAAAGCAUCAUUAUUUAAGAGAGCAUAUUGUGAGAGAUCACAAUGAUCAUGAGCAAGCUAAGAGAUACCCUUACUGCUGCCAGCACUGCAAGAGACUAUACAGUGGUGAGAGACAGUUAAAGUAUCAUCAGCAGCAACACAGUGGCCCCUGUGAGAUCUGUGGUCUCAUGCUGAGGUGCAGUGGACUCUUUUGGAUCCACAGGAGAAAUCACGACUCCCAGUGUGAAGCUUGUGGCAAAAUAUUUCAAACAAAAAGUUCUCUAGAUAUGCACAUGAAACUUAAACACACUGAAAAAACAAUUCCAUGUCCUCUGUGUCCAAGAAUGUUUCCAUUCAAGUUUCUCAUGAAUAAGCAUGUUGCCAAGGCACACAAUUCUAGUGCACCUUUGAAACAUAAAUGUGAUGAUUGUGACUUUCAUGCUAGGACUGAGGGUGCUCUCAGAAUCCAUCAGAGGAGGAUGCACACUGUGGUGUUCAAUUGUGAUGUAUGUAACUCCUCAUUUAACACAAAAUUUGCAUUUGAUGAGCACUUAGCUCUUCAUGUUGGUGAACUUGAAUUUUCUUGUCAGUUGUGUAUGCAGACCUUUAAUUCACAAAAUGAUUUGUACUUUCACCAGAAAACUGUUCACGAGGGGUCAACCAGUGGCACCAUAAUAGAACAACCGGCUCUUACUGGCCAGUUGCAUCACAAAAUUCUCAUGUCUUAUCCAUGUGAAAUAUGCAACAUAAAAUUUCCUACCCGCAAAAAACUCAGUCGUCACCUUUUGAAAGUUCAUGGCAUAGAUAUUAACACAGCCAGAGAAUCAAAAGAAGUCGAGGAAUCCAUUCAGGUAGAAGAAAUGGAUGAAACUGCCACCGCUGUAAUGCAGAUCAAUGUUAACAAAGAGGAUCUUCAGCCAAUUGAAUCGUCUCCAGACUUCAGAGAGAACCAGACCAUUUUUACUCUUACUGGAGGUAAUUUCCAAGGAUCCAGAUCAGCCCUUUUAAUGCCAGCUAAUGUUGUUCCUCCUGAUGUUAGUAUCGUAGAUAUUGAUGGUGUGCGGUACCAUGUCAUCAGGGGCACCCAGUAGAAACAAAAAGCAGUAAUUCCUUCAUUACCAUAUAGGCCAUAUUCCCACAAAAGAAAACAUUCAUUAUUCAUUCAGGACAGCAAUUAAAUGAAUGCUGGUUAAUGUUUCAUUUUGGUCACUGUUUUAGUGCAAGACUGCUGAUAUACUAAAACAUAUAUGAUGUGUAAUAUAUCAUUAGCUGCAAAUUAGUGAGCACCUCAGUUAAUAAAAUUUAUAUACAAUAGCUAUUUUUGGAGAGAAACCCAUCUUUUGCUAAUAUAUUUUGUUUAAAAAAAAUUGAAAAGGUAGAUGGCAGCAAUUGUGCUUGUUUCUAUUAUAAUAGAUAAUUACAAUAUUACAAAACUUAUUCAUUAGGAGUGAAUGGAGACAAAUGGUUUUUAAUACUUGAUGUGCUGUUGGAGUGUGAGCAAAGUAACAUGAAGGGAUUCAGGGAAACUGGCAGGCCGGACUUGAGUCCUGGAGAUGGGAAGUACAGUGUCUGCACUCUGAAGGGGAGGAUGUUAAUGUUGCAGUUUUAUAACUGUAGUGUAAGCAUCCCUCUGGCAAGACAGUGACAGAGUGAAUGAUGAGGAAAGUUUUUCUUUUUUGAGCCACCCUGCCUUGGUGGGAAUCGGCCGAUGUGCUAAUAAAAAACAAAUUAAU